Cornus florida is the source of this 819-nucleotide messenger RNA. RefSeq lists its product as uncharacterized. Gene Ontology annotation, molecular function: nucleic acid binding. Lineage: Eukaryota; Viridiplantae; Streptophyta; Magnoliopsida; Cornales; Cornaceae. The transcript has 2 exons. Gene Ontology annotation, biological process: DNA integration. Bases 1 to 819 code for a protein of 272 amino acids. The record is from RefSeq and is a predicted model, not a curated record.
AUGGGAGAAUCACACCUUGGAAUAUGUGGAGCUCAUCAAGCUGGAAUCAAGAUGAGGUGGCUUCUUAGAAGGUAUGGUUAUUAUUGGAAAGGUACAUUGAACGACUGCAUAGAGUUUAUAAAGACUUAUACUGCAUAUCAAGAACAUAGCUUGGUCCAAAGAGUUCUAGCUAUCAACAUGCAGCCGGUAGUAAAAAUAUGUCCAUUCAGAGGGUGGGCUUUGGACUUUAUUGGAAAGUUGAGGCCACCAUCUUCAGAUGGCCAUACUCAUAUUGUGGUGGCAAUAGAUUAUUUCAUAAAGUGGGUUGAGGCUAUUCCAUUAAAUACUUAUGAGCAAUCAACAAAACUCUCACCACUGACAAAGGCCUCUCCUUUGUUUGGAAACAAAGUUCUUGAUUAUUGUGCUGAGUGUGGUGUCCAAGUGAUCAGUUCCACUCCAUAUUUUGCCCAAUCAAAUGGACAGGCAGAAGCUUCCAACAAAGUAAUUUUCAAUAUCCUUGAAAAGAUAAUUGAGAAUAACCCGAAGGAGUGGCAUCACCUACUUUCUGAGGCUCUUUGGGCUUACAAAAAUUCAAAGAGAUCAAGUACGGGCAUCACUCUAUAUAUGCUUACAUAUGGAUAUGAUGCCAUUCUUCCAAUGGAGAUGACUAUCAGGUCUGCAAGAGUGGCUUUCCAAAAUAAUUUAACUCCAGCAGAUUACAACCAUGCCAUGUUGGUGGAAUUGGAAGACCUUGAUGAGGUCCGUGUCAAUGCCUUAGACUAUAUUAUUGCUCAAAAAAAGAAGGUCAUGUGGGCGUACAACAAGAAGGUUAAGGCGUAG